Calypte anna (Anna's hummingbird) is the source of this 7315-nucleotide messenger RNA. It is a transcript of the gene WDR26, whose product is annotated as WD repeat domain 26. Gene Ontology annotation, biological process: proteasome-mediated ubiquitin-dependent protein catabolic process. Gene Ontology annotation, cellular component: GID complex. Gene Ontology annotation, molecular function: protein binding. Bases 587 to 2464 code for a protein of 625 amino acids. The transcript is spliced from 14 exons. NCBI's taxonomy places the organism in Eukaryota, Metazoa, Chordata, Aves, Apodiformes, Trochilidae. The record is from RefSeq and is a predicted model, not a curated record.
CGGCACCUAUAGGACCCAUACUCCACCCCCAGCCCUGAGCGGCGGAAGUGUGUGUAGGGGGCAGUAUAGGAAUUUCCUGUGACGUCCCGGUCCGGACUCCAUUAGGCUGCAAUUGGUCUGAGAGGAGACAAACCCAGCGGGCAGCGAGAGGAGCAGGCCGGGCGCCUGGGGCUGCCGGGUGGGGGCUCAGGGCAGCGGCGGCCGCCAUCGCCAGAGGGAGCCCCGAGUGGGCGGCGGCGCUGCCUCCGGGACCCCCGGGGGGAACAGGGUCCUGCUCCGCCUCCCCUCAUCUCCGCCGUCCUCCGCCUCCCCCUCCUCGCCCCCCCGGCUUCCCACCACGGCCGCUCUCGGCGAGGAAACUCUGGCCUCCGCUUCCUCCUCCUCCGACUCGGACACCGGCGGAGCCUCCCCGCCCCCGCGGAAAAAAGCCCGGGCCUCCCCGGCGGCGGCGGUGGAGGGAGCAGGAGAGCCCGGGGCUUCCGCGGGCAGAGCAGGCCUCACCUCGUCCCAGUCCCCCUCGCUCCCCGCCGGGGUCGCCCCCGCCGCCGCCCCGCUCAGAGGCAGCAGCAGCGGCGUCGGCAGCGCUAUGCAGGCCAACGGGGCAGGAGGGGGCCAGCAGCAGCAGCAGCCGCCGCAAGGGCCUGCAGGCUCGGAGCUGGGCUGCCUGGGUGCCCAGAACGGCGAGGCCUCGGCGGGCACGGCCGCCGGUGACCAGCUGGCCCACGCCAACGGGCUGCUGCCCUCGGCCAACAACGGCGGCAGCAGCUCCGGUGGCCUCGGUGUCAAUAACGGGGUGCCUGCCGCCGGGGUCCCCGGCCCGGCCGCCGCGGAGCUGGGAGGCAGCAGCGGCAGCGGCGGCAGCGCCCUGAAGAAGAAGAAACGGCUAUCGCAGUCCGACGAGGACGUGAUCCGGCUGAUCGGGCAGCACCUCCACGGACUGGGCCUUAACCAGACUGUUGAUCUUCUCAUGCAAGAGUCAGGAUGUCGUUUAGAACAUCCUUCUGCUACCAAAUUCCGCAAUCAUGUCAUGGAAGGAGAAUGGGAUAAGGCAGAGAACGACCUGAAUGAACUUAAGGCCUUAGUGCAUUCUCCGCAUGCAAUUGUGAGGAUGAAGUUUUUGCUGCUGCAGCAGAAGUACCUGGAAUACCUGGAGGAUGGCAAGGUCCUGGAGGCACUUCAAGUUCUACGCUGUGAACUGACUCCUCUGAAAUAUAAUACAGAACGUAUUCAUGUCCUCAGUGGGUAUCUGAUGUGUAGCCACGCAGAAGACUUGCGUGCAAAAGCAGAGUGGGAAGGGAAAGGAACAGCUUCCAGAUCGAAACUUUUGGACAAACUCCAGACAUACCUACCCCCAUCAGUGAUGCUUCCUCCAAGGCGUUUACAGAACCUGCUACGUCAGGCUGUGGAGCUACAACGGGACCGGUGCCUAUAUCAUAAUACCAAACUAGACAGUAACCUAGAUUCCGUCUCACUGCUAAUAGAUCAUGUUUGUAGUAGGAAACAGUUCCCAUGCUAUACACAGCAGAUACUGACAGAGCACUGCAAUGAAGUGUGGUUCUGUAAAUUCUCCAAUGAUGGCACUAAAUUAGCAACAGGAUCUAAGGACACAACUGUUAUUAUAUGGCAGGUUGAUCCGGAUACUCACCAGCUAAAACUACUUAAGACGUUAGAAGGUCAUGCAUACGGUGUAUCCUAUAUUGCUUGGAGUCCAGAUGACAACUAUCUUGUUGCCUGCGGACCAGAUGAUUGUUCUGAGCUUUGGCUCUGGAAUGUACAAACUGGGGAGCUGAGGACAAAGAUGAGCCAGUCUCAUGAAGACAGUCUAACAAGUGUGGCCUGGAAUCCUGAUGGGAAGCGUUUUGUCACAGGAGGUCAGCGUGGACAGUUCUAUCAGUGUGACUUAGAUGGCAAUCUCCUUGAUUCCUGGGAAGGGGUCAGAGUACAAUGCCUUUGGUGCUUGAGUGACGGGAAAACUGUUCUAGCAUCGGACACACACCAACGAAUUCGGGGUUAUAACUUUGAGGAUCUUACAGACAGAAACAUAGUACAAGAAGAUCACCCUAUUAUGUCGUUUACUAUUUCAAAAAAUGGUCGUUUAGCUUUGUUAAAUGUAGCAACUCAGGGAGUUCACUUAUGGGACUUACAAGAUAGAGUUUUAGUGAGAAAGUACCAAGGUGUUACACAAGGAUUUUACACAAUCCAUUCAUGUUUCGGAGGUCAUAAUGAGGAUUUCAUCUCCAGUGGCAGUGAAGAUCACAAAGUAUAUAUUUGGCACAAGCGCAGUGAGCUGCCGAUUGCGGAGCUGACAGGGCACACGCGCACUGUUAAUUGUGUGAGCUGGAACCCACAGAUUCCAUCCAUGAUGGCCAGCGCCUCUGAUGAUGGCACUGUUAGAAUAUGGGGACCAGCACCUUUCGUAGACAACCAGGAUAUUGAAGAGGAAUGCAGUAGCAUGGAUAGUUGAUGGCGAAUUUGGAGCAGACGACUUCAGUUUAACUUAAUUAGUCGUAUUUUAAAUGGCUUGGGAUCUGGUGCAAGAAAACAUGAUUGAUAGCUGGACAGAUGUGCUCGUCAUGAAAAAGAACCAUUUCUGAAGCCCAUUUGGGGCCAAACAUUUACCACCUUGCUUCAUAGUAACCAGUCAAGAUGAAGCACUUCGUUAGAACGUUGUUGGACACCUGUUGAAAUUAACCCCCCCCCCAUCGGUUGUGAAGAACUGUGCUCCAUUCAGGCUAACCAUUGAACUCAGUAUAUAUAUUUUUCCCUCCUGCCUUUUUGUCUGGCAGGCUACUGUUCUUGUUGAUCUUCUGUGUAAUGAAGUUUAAAUGCUUGUUUGGAACACUUUAUUUAACAGUUUAGAAGGCUUGAUAGAGUGCUUUAGUCUGAAGAGUAUACAUUGGAUAGGAAAGUAUUUCAUUCUCUUGUUUCUCAAGUCUCUCUCCGCCUUACUUAGCUUGAGAUCUUUGCAGCUUGGUUCAUGGAUUCUAGCCUUGCCUGUUGUGCAGUAUAUAUAAAUUGAGAUGAUAAACCAAUGAACUAUGUCAAAAGCACUCUCAGUAUCACAUUUGACAAAAAGUUUUGUACUUUUCACAUAGCUCGUUGCCCUGCAAAGGGGUUAACAGCACAAUUUUUUUAAAAAUAAAUUAUUUAUAGGAUUAAAAUGACUUCAUUUGUAUACAUUUGAAAUUAAAACAUUACAAGAAGUGUCAUGAAACACAGCAUUGCUGAUGCUUUUCUGGAGUGUCUUGAGACCCAAUCAAAAGCAGCGGCUGGAAGGACCUUUAUGUAGGCAGUGAAGAAUGGUUUUAGAAGAAGGAACUUGCUGUAAAUGUUAACAGACUAAGUGUAUUAUUUGGAGGAGGGAAAAAAAAGACUUUCACAGUGUACCACCAGAUUAAGAAUUUAAGGAAGAUGUGGUCAUUUUUAUCUUUUAAUUACAUAAAUCUGUGCAGCAAUGCUGGUAAAAGGUAGAAUACACCCUGAGGGAAGAAUGUGUUAAAAAAGUCCUUUCUUCACAAAGCCAACAUUUUAUAAAAGUAAUUAACAUACAAAUCAUAAUUAAACUUGUAUUAUGAUGGAAAUUUUUAUUUACUUGAUAAACAAAGGUGUAUAAAUUUUAUUUUUGAAGAAUGCAUUUAAGUUUGCAGAUUUAAAUGCCUUUCCCAGACCUUGUUGCAAGCUGGUGCUGUGAACAUCUUGAUUUAUAUCCCAUAAGAAAAGGGGACAUUUAUAAUUUAAAUAUUUAUUCUUUUUGACAUAAAUGGAUGGCCUGGCAUCUCUGCUUCUGCACUACACACAAAUUAAUUAUGGGAUGGCACUGGAUUCCCUUAUGUUGUCCUGUACAGAAAGGUAGUGUUGGUACUGCAGUGAAGUAAAGAAGGAGUAGGGAAAGGCAUGUUACCAAGAAUGAUGUGAACAGAAGUGUGGACUUCAUCCUUUAGUGAGUUAAUAAUCUAGUGUCCUUACUAGUCAUGUGUGGAAGAAGGGUGGGGGAAGGUUUGCUGGAGUUCCUGGGAAGAAAAGUGUAACCACUCUGAUGAAUGGGAAUGUGGUGUUAAACAUAGACAGUCCCUUUUCCUCUUCCCAAGAAAAAAAAGGUUAGCUGGUUAGAUUUUAUUUUUUUUCUUCCUAAGAUUCCAGCCAUCAGGUGGUGGAUUGUUCUCUUGCCUUAUGUGUAAAUUUAAACAUAAUUUAAGAUUCUGAUACUCUGGGUGAGACCAGCCCUGAAUCUGAUGUAUUUCUCUUUUAGUACCUCCAAAAUGAAGAAGGAACUUAAAUGUUCUCAUCUUUAAUCUAGUACAUUUGUCUUAAAAUUAAUGUGAAUUUCUUUUGAUAGCAGUGACUGUUCCACAGAACUGGGAAUACAUGUGUAAGGUUAAGACUAUAAAUCAAUUCCUUCUUUCAUCAGCUCAUUCAAGAGGAAGCUGUUUCUUUUCCAAGUUCAGACAAUGUAAGAUUAGUCAGUCUUAUUCCUUGUGGCAUCAGUGUUGCAAGGAAACAGACAACUUCCUAAGGUCAAAUUUGAGUAAGCUUUUGGUUUUAAAUAAAAUUUUAAUACCUAAAUUGUAAAGUGUUUUAUAUUUUCCAACGAAGGUGUAAUUCAUGAGAAAUGCCAUUUUGUCAAUCUUUGGAAGUUACCUAGGAUGGUCUUACUCUACAACUUAGGUUUUCAAACAAAACAGUAUUUGGGGAGAGCAAGGAGGCUAAUUCUGGUUUUGAUGUCACUUAACAAUCUCAUGCAAUGGUUACCUCAUACUCAUGGAACUUCAGGCAGGGGUUGAAGGCUGGCUCAAAUCUCAAGUUUCGUAUGCACUUCAGCAGGCAUUUUUUGUGUGGUGGCCAUAUCUAAAUAAAGUGAGACUCCUUCCUUGGUAUGGGGGUGUGUACAGACCGAUGUACAGACUUUACAUUGCAAUGCAUUGCAAUUAGAAAUGUAAACUUAGUACUUUUGACAAAAUACUGCUUCUCCCUUCUGGGGUCUCUCUUUUGGUUUGUACCUCUAAAAUAUACCAGGUAUUUAGAAGCAGAGUUAGGAAGAAGCCCAUGAUCUGCUAUCUCCACUUUAGUUUUGUGGUACAACUAUGCAAUGUGAAGGAAAGCUCCAUCUAGAUGGCACUAUUUUCAGUGGGUCUCAACCACGCGUGUUGUGUAGCCGUCUGCCUUGCAGGGGAGAAGCAGAGAGGAAAGUGAAGAGGCAUCUUUUGUUUUGCCACACUACUUGGUCCCCCAGUAAACUGGCAUAGAUCUAGCAAUAAUGACUACAAAUCUAACAUGUGGAUUAAAGAGGAACUUAGUGUAAUUCUAACGCAUCAUAUAUUUACAACGUGCAACUUAAAAAGUACCAAUACUUUUUGUACACAGACUACAGAAGGAGGCUAGGGUGUAGGGGGGGACAAUUCAAUCUGCUCAUUUGCAAUUUGUUAAUUUCCAUGUGCUUAAAAAUGUUCAUAGGCUGGAGUGUUAAGGCUAGAACAAGUACACACCUGCAAUAAAUAAAUGUAUUUCUAGUCAACAGACCUAUUGUUUUAGAGAGGAAAAUACUGUAAGCUUGUACUCCUUUUGUAAUUGUCUCUGGUCAGCUGUUGGCUUAAAAUAUUCACAGUAGCCCCAGGUUAUUCUCAAGGCACACCUUUAAAAAGUUACGUUGAACCAUUUUUUUACCUGAAUGUUAUUUAGCUGUUCAGGUAAUUUUCAAGACACAAUGGAGCACGAAAGGGAAAAUGCUAGAUCUGUCCUUGUUUUGGAAAUGGGGAUGGAAAAUGCACGUGUUUUAAAUUCCUUCUGUCUUUUCUGAAGUUCUCCAAAUUUAUUUUAUGAUAGGGCAAAGAUGCAAGGUAGAAGUCUAUCCAGAUCUUGCCAGUUGCUUCUCAACUUGGCUUCAAACAGGUAAUUCUAAUAAAACUCGGUAUGUUCUUGGGAAUUUGUGUCUAGUUGUAUACUUUUUACACUGCUAAGUGAUACUCCCAUCCAAAAUAUUGAAGGCUUCCUUGGCAAGAAACUAGGAGUGUACAAUUAGACGUAGUUUGAGUGGAAAUGUAGACCCACAUGGGGAGGGAAUGCAGAGAAAGAAGAAUGAACAUAAAAAACAGGAUUUACUGACCAAAUUACUGUAACUCCAAGGGGGAGGAUGAAAAAUGCACUUUCAAUAGUUUGUCCAUAUUUUUAGCCACAAUACAUGCUUGUAUCUUCAUUUUUAUUUUGUGACAACUAUUAAGAGAAACACCCAUCCCAUAAAUGGAUAAUAGUCCUUUUGACCUCCUCAUGUCUUUUCCACAUUGGCUUGACUCCAUUUUCAGCUGCCAUAUUUAAUUGUGAAAACUGCUACUUUUAAUGAUGUUUAGAAAGAAAAGAAUUUUUAAACAGGGUGGACUUAAUUGAAGUGUGCAGUGUUGAACUACUGCUGCAGUAGCUGCCUCUAGUUGUUAAAAUAAAUUGUAGACAAGUUUUCUGUCUAUUAAUCCAGAUAAUCUGGGUUCAGUAAAAUGUGAGAGUGUUCCUCCCAUCUGGUAUGAAUGUGUGUGUGCAUGUGUUCAUUAACAGACAGAACCAAAUGUUCUAGGUACUUGCCAUGUUUUAUUGCUUACUUUAAGUCAUGUGUAUGUGAAGUGUCCUUUGACUGGAAGGUUUUGGUUAAUAUCAGUAUAUUUUUAUAAAUUUGAAAUUCAUUGUGCCCCAUCUUUUUUUCAUAAGACAUUUUUCAUUGCUAGGGUAUAUGUGCUAGAUUUGAAUAUUAACAUUUUUAGACACAGAUGAAAAAAUUAUUGGCUUCUAGAAAAUUUAUGAGACAAAAUGGAUCCUCAGAGCAUGUAUGUACUUACAAACCAAGCUGUAGAGAUCAACAGAACUUUAUUGUUGAUCUCAAGAUUUCUAAAUUGUCAAGAUUUAUAUGGAGUUGUGGUGGAACUAGUUAACACUUAGAGCUUUUGGUAUGUAAUGACUAUUUGCUAUGGACUGAUAUUAAAUGUUUCAAAGGAUUGCGUUCUUAAAACUUUUUGUUAUUCUCGGAUUAUAUUAAGUAGUUAAAAAAUUUCUUUGCUAUGUUACAUUAAAUGCGUAAGAACUUUGGGUCUUGUAUUUAUUUUCACUUGUUUUACUAAUUAUUUACAGAACACUUAACUUUUUUUUUAUUUUAUAAAAGUGUAGUAUUUUAAACAUAUCUUUAAAAAAUUGUCCAAUUGGAACUACAUUAAUUUCUGAUUCAUUUUUAUUAGGAUUUUUAAAAAAAAAACCAAACACUUUUUCCAUGUUGGUGCACAGCACUUAACAGAAAUGUUUGUAUUCCCUUUCAAUUCAAUAAACAGAAUAAAUAACUGGA